GUGAAUUGAAAAUAUCAGGUAACAAUGAGUUCUUUUGAAAAUGCAUUCAUUAACUUGAUAUUCAACCUCGUCAGCUGUGCGGAGGGGCAGGGCACUUUUAUGUGAAACUGGUUCCUCUUUAUUUCCUCUGGGCAAAUAAAGGAGUCAAGCAAUAUAGAACCCACUGCAAUGGAAAACAAGAUAGAAAGAGGGUUAAAGUGAGUGAAAGAAUUGAAGGUCUUCCUGUAGCCCCUUGUUUAUCAGGGUAUUUUUAUUUACCUUUGGGUCUGUUAUAGGAGACACUGAAAUCUUAGAAUUUUAACUAUCUUUUAUUGCCAAUUUAUUUUGAACAUUUUUUUUUUUUGCCUUGAAUUCAUUCUUGGAACUUUCCUGCUACCCCUCUUUUGCUCAAGACCCUUAAACAUACCUGUUACCCCAAAAUUAUCUCCACAGAAAGUCAUUAAUAAACUCGUCAUUCUUCCUGAAGAGGUACUACAAAAGUAAGAUAAAUAACAGAGAAUGGUCAAUUUUCAGGAUCUUGAGAAUAAUUCAUCAACUUUGGCUGGAGUGGGCAUGGUAGUGUUCUAUGGUAUGUGUGUGGUGUAUGUGAGAAACAUAAAGAGAAGUUAAUUAGGGGUUACUUAGGAAGACUGACUUGUUGCUGAAGGAAAAAUAAACCACUGUUGGUUUUAUAAGGAAAGGAAAGAGUGUAUAUUUUUCCACUGUCAUGUUAGGCAAAUGAUGUUGGACUCCUUUCUUCUGCUUUCAGCUACAAAAGAUCCCACCGCUGUAGAGAGAGCAAACUUGUUAAACAUGGCUAAACUGAGUAUCAAAGGACUCAUUGAAUCUGCUCUAAGCUUUGGCCGCACUUUGGAUUCGGACUAUCCCCCCUUGCAGCAGUUCUUUGUUGUUAUGGAACAUUGUCUGAAACACGGUCUUAAAGUCAGAAAAUCAUUUUUGAGUUAUAAUAAAACUAUCUGGGGCCCGUUGGAACUAGUAGAGAAACUCUAUCCAGAAGCAGAGGAAAUAGGAGCCAGUGUCCGGGAUUUACCUGGUCUUAAGACCCCUCUGGGUCGUGCAAGAGCCUGGCUUCGAUUAGCUCUUAUGCAAAAAAAGAUGGCUGAUUACCUGCGUUGCUUAAUUAUUCAAAGGGAUCUCUUAAGUGAAUUCUAUGAAUAUCAUGCACUAAUGAUGGAAGAAGAAGGAUCAGUAAUUGUUGGGCUGCUGGUUGGCCUGAAUGUGAUAGAUGCUAAUCUUUGUGUUAAAGGAGAAGAUUUAGACUCACAAGUUGGAGUGAUUGAUUUUUCUAUGUAUUUAAAGAAUGAAGAAGAUAUUGGAAAUAAAGAAAGGAAUGUUCAAAUUGCUGCCAUAUUAGACCAGAAGAAUUAUGUUGAAGAAUUAAACAGACAACUGAACAGCACAGUCAGCAGUCUCCAUUCAAGAGUUGACUCAUUAGAAAAAUCAAAUACUAAGCUGAUUGAAGAGUUAGCAAUAGCAAAGAAUAACAUCAUUAAACUCCAAGAAGAAAAUCAUCAGUUACGAAGUGAAAAUAAAUUAAUUUUAAUGAAAACACAGCAGCAACUAGAGGUUACCAAAGUGGAUGUGGAAACCGAGCUUCAAACAUACAAGCAUUCUCGGCAGGGCCUAGAUGAAAUGUAUAAUGAAGCCAGGAGGCAGCUUCGAGAUGAAUCUCAGUUACGACAGGAUGUGGAGAAUGAACUGGCAGUACAAGUCAGUAUGAAACAUGAAAUUGAACUGGCCAUGAAGUUGUUGGAGAAAGAUAUCCAUGAGAAACAAGAUACUCUGAUAGGCCUUCGACAACAGUUAGAAGAAGUUAAAGCAAUUAACAUAGAGAUGUAUCAAAAGUUACAGGGUUCUGAAGAUGGUUUGAAAGAAAAAAAUGAAAUCAUUACCCAAUUAGAAGAAAAAACCAAUAAAAUUACUGCAGCCAUGAGGCAGCUGGAACAAAGAUUGCAGCAAGCAGAGAAGGCGCAAAUGGAAGCUGAAGAAGAGGACAAGAAAUAUCUACAAGAAUGUCAGAAUAAAUCCAGCAGUCUGCAGAAACAAAUCUCCCAAAAGGAGAAACAACUGGUGCAACUGGAAACAGAUUUGAAGAUUGAAAAGGAAUGGAGACAGACUUUGCAGGAAGAUCUUCAGAAGGAGAAAGAUGCCUUGUCUCAUCUUAGAAAUGAAACUCAACAAAUCAUUAGUCUUAAAAAAGAGUUCCUUAACCUCCAGGGUGAAAAUCAUCAAUUGCGAAAAAUAUAUCAUGAACAGGAGCAGGCUCUUCAAGAAUUGGGCAACAAACUUAGCGAAUCAAAACUUAAAAUAGAAGAUAUAAAAGAAGCCAAUAGAGCAUUGCAGGGAUUGGUUUGGUUGAAGGACAAAGAAGCAACACAUUGUAAACUUUGUGAAACGGAAUUUUCACUCUCUAAGAGAAAGCACCACUGUAGAAACUGUGGGGAAAUUUUCUGUAAUGCUUGUUCUGACAACGAACUGCCUUUGCCUUCUUCACCAAAGCCAGUACGGGUUUGUGAUUCCUGUCAUGCACUGCUGAUUCAGAGAUGCUCAUCUAACUUGCCCUAAGACUCCAGAACUAAAUUCCUACGUAUUGAAAGUACCUACAAGGAAUGUUAUGAACAUGUGUAAAACAUAUUCAGACAGCUCUUCUUAAGCAGCUUUGACAGUAUUGUUUUUCACAUAUUUAACUGAUGGAAAUUAAAAAUUAUGUAUUUUCUUCUCCAUUACUCAAAGAAUUUUCAACAGGGCAUGCUUUAAAGUAACUUUAGUCUAAUGCCUAAUUGAUGUACUAAUCAUGUAAUUCUUAAUGCCACUGAAAGGCCAGACAGCAGAACUAAUACACAUUUGCCUUAUUUUAUAAAGGCCUUCUUAAAAACAGGGCUUCAGAUUGUUUUAUUCUGCAGAUUGUCAAGUUGAUAUUUAACAGUGCCUGUAAUUUUAAUGCACUUUAAAGCCUCACAGUUCUCAAAGAUUGGAAAUGAAUAAAAACUUUUUUGAAGUAUUAUUUCAACAGGUUACUCAUCAGCUUGGUUAAGAUUUCUACUUAAACCAUUUCUUCUCUCCUUCCUUUGCACAUUUUGCAUUAGUAAAGGACAAUUUUUUUUUAAAGAUUUAUACAUACAAGAACUGGGGUACAGGCCAGAGGUGUGGUGGGUGAGAGGACCCACCAGAGACAGAGUAGGGAACAGAACAGGCAGACUGAAAUACACUGCUGAGGGGAGCAGUGGGUGAGUCAGGAGAGGUCUGCUGCAUCUUGUGGGUAUCUCCCCUGGCUGGGGAUUGAACUCAUGCUGCAGUGGCUGCAGCAAGCUUCACAGGUUGCAUCUUAACUCCUUGCGCCACCAGGGAGGCCCGACAUUGUUUUAUCCUGUAAAAUUCCCUUUAGGAUUUCUGUCUAGUAUCAUCAAUGUUCUUGCUGACAACUUUCAGAUACAGUGGGUCUAAGAUACUAUUUUUGCCUCUUUUUACCUUAAACUUGGUUAUCUUUCUGUAGUAAGCUACCUAAUUUUUUUCAGGGAGAGCUCAUCACUUUUGAAAAUUGAAAACAGAUCCUUCCCCAGAAAAAAAAAAAUAUUGCAAUAGUAGGGGGAUUACAGGCUUCAACUAGGGUCUAAGCAUUGAGAGAAAUCUAAAAUGCUAUAAAUCUUUGAUAUGACAGAAAAGUAAAAGAAAACUUUGUAUUACAUUUCCAUUCCAGUAAUUUUAGGAAGGUUAUCCUGUACUUUGUCUAGAGUACAACUCACUAGACUGUGCCAGGGUCUACAGCAGACGAGACUCUGACCUGCCAUGACAUACUUGAACUGUUUCAAGCAUGAAAGUAGAUAAACACUAAUUGUUAUACUGCUGAUAGAACAAGAUUUAAUCUGUAAAAAAAGUUACUCUUGUAUAAUUUUAGUCUUAAACAGUGAUCAACACUAAAGGACCCUUUUUUUUCCUUCCUAUUGUCCAGUUUCAGCCAUGCACUUUAUAAUUUCACAUUAAAUCCUAGGGGUAUCAUAGUGACUUAUCACAGCCAUUCCCUUAUUCCUGAAGUUGAGGUCACUUACUCUACAGGAUAUUUUCCUAAGUGUAUACUGUAAGGUUUAACAAUUAGUUUUCUAAAUUGCCAAAGUAUGAAACUAACAUUUUACUUGAAGACUUUUCUCCAUAACUUGGUUUUUGCAGUGUUCAGUUAGAACUGAGAUUUUUAGGUGGUCUUUCUGGAAUGCUCCAAUAGAAAUGUUCUCAAAUGAUAUGUAUUAUAUUCUUGAACUGCUUUGUAUUGAUGGAUUAACAUUUUCUAUGAUUGCGAAAAAUGAGAAAAAUUUCAAUACUAAUAGGUAAUAUUUUUAUUACUGUUUAGAACAAAUUCUAAAAUGUGCUUUUGCUUAAAUUUUUGGCUUUAUUCCACAAGCCAUGAUUCUUGGUCUCCAUUCAGAGCUCACGUAUUGCCACUGAUUUGGAUUUGUUUUAGAGGCAAGCUCUUAUGACAGCAAGCAAUACAACUUAAUUUUGGCUCUUAUUUAAAAACAUACUAAUUUUGGAUUGUUUCAAAACUUUCAAAUUGUACUUGUUAUUGUUAACCUGUUUACGUAAGGUUUGCCCUCACAAAAGUAUCUUCACAUACCAUUCCCUUGUACUACAACCAUGUUGUCAUGGUGCCAAGAAAUUGAUUUUAAUUCUUCUCUCCUGCAAUGUUUUAAGAUGUGAAUUUUAUAAACCAAAUAAAAGUUUGGAAAAAUUAG
Talpa occidentalis (Iberian mole) is the source of this 4724-nucleotide messenger RNA. RefSeq names its product RUN and FYVE domain containing 2 (gene RUFY2). The coding region runs from base 718 to 2565 and encodes 615 amino acids. Gene Ontology annotation, molecular function: metal ion binding. NCBI's taxonomy places the organism in Eukaryota, Metazoa, Chordata, Mammalia, Eulipotyphla, Talpidae. The record is from RefSeq and is a predicted model, not a curated record. The transcript has 17 exons. Gene Ontology annotation, cellular component: cytoplasm.